GGCUCCGGGCCGCCAUGAGCCCGAAGGGGAGAAAGCUCCUGGUGGACUCGCUGACCCGAUCCGCCAAGCACUUUACCAAAAGCGAAGUGGAAUGUCUGAUCAAGCUCUACGACACGCUAGUGGCCAAGGCCAGUCGCCAGUUUGCUGGGGCCGGCUUCGACCGCACUGUGUUCCGAGACACGCUGUACAACUACUUUGGCAUGACGGAUGACACGGUGCUGGACCGAGUGUUCAUCAUUUUUGAUAAAGACAAGACUGGGCGCAUCACUGUGGAGGAAUGGGUGGAAGGCUUAGCACCGUUACUUCGGGGGACACUGGAAGAGAAGAUGAAAUACUGUUUUGCCAUUUAUGACCUGAAUGGUGAUGGAUACAUUUCAAAAAAGGAAAUGUUUGAAAUGCUGAAACACAGCCUUCUCAUACAACCAGGAGAUGAAGAGCCUGAUGAAGUAGUUAAGGACUUGGUAGACAUAGCACUGAAGAAAAUGGACCAUGAUCGUGAUGGCAAGCUUUCUUUUACGGACUUUGAAAAAGCAGUCAGAGAUGAAAACCUUCUCUUAGAAGCCUUUGGACCAUGUUUGCCUGACUUAAAGAGCACUAUGUCAUUUGAACAGAAAAUUUUCCGGGAGGUUCCUAAAAAGUAACUCCAAGUUGUAACUCCACUGCUGAAUACUGUUAAAAAGGGUCUUGGUCUUCGCCACUCUUCAUCAUACAGUAAAAACAGUCAUAUUUCAAGUUGCUCCUAAGCUUCAGUAUUCCUUUGCUGUUAAAGCUGUUGAAUAAAUGAAUUUACUUCUGUUACUCUGGCUAAAUAGAGUUCUUCUGUUAUAUUGAUAUAUUCUGUUCAUAUUAUA
Melozone crissalis (California towhee) is the source of this 851-nucleotide messenger RNA. It is a transcript of the gene CLXN, whose product is annotated as calaxin. Gene Ontology annotation, molecular function: calcium ion binding. The coding region runs from base 15 to 641 and encodes 208 amino acids. The transcript is spliced from 6 exons. The record is from RefSeq and is a predicted model, not a curated record. Lineage: Eukaryota; Metazoa; Chordata; Aves; Passeriformes; Passerellidae.